CGGGCUCCCGUUAAAUCCCAGCUCCCGGAGGAGCCGGUCCUUGCACAGACCCACCCUUGCGGUUUAUGAGCUCCAGGUGCUGGAGGUGCUGCAGCGGAGCCGCGCAGGAGUGGGGACGAGCCGCUGCAGCCCAGAUUCUUAUUCCGCUGGAGACUGGAUUGAAGACGGGGGUCUGAGGUCCUUGCUGGAGGAAGGAGGCGAGGAGGAGAAGGAGGUUUCCCUUGGCCUCUAAGCUGUGAAACCGGAAAACCAAAACAUGUCCCAGGUCAUAGAAUCCCACGUGCUGCGUGUUGGACAGACUGUGUGCAUUUCCUCGCCGGAGGAAAGCAAGAGCCUGCACCCGGCGGGGUACCCGGGCAAGUACGUCUACUACUCCACAGAGAGCUGGACUGACCCCCCCUCCAUGGUGCACCCCAAGGCUCGCCUGCUCCCCAGGUGUGGAGCCCAGCCCGUGCAGCAGCAUGUGGCUGCUCACACGCAGGGGAAGGGCCAGCAGAAUUCCUCCUUGGAGAGACCCCCUGCCCCGUGCCAGCCGAAGGAGGAGGAGAGCACCAGCACGGAGCCUGAGGCUCAGCCAAUGUCUCCCUCCCUGGACAUAACCAUAGAGACUCUCAACCAGAUGAUCCUAGAGAUUGAUCCCACCUUCCAGCCGCUGCCGUGCAGGCCCGUGAGGGCUGCAGGCCAGCCUGCUGCUCAGGGUGACGCUGCGGCCACCAAGAAGCAGGAGCAGGAGGCAAUAGACAUCAAGUACAUAGAGCUGACACCAGGCAGAGCCACAGGGCCUGACCUGCCACAGGGCUCCUCAGGCACCCCCUUCUCCUGGUCCUCUCAGAUUAACAGCUUCCUGCCCCAAAAAGGGGCACUGGGAGGCAAAUACAGCACCAGUGACAGCGUGGUUUUCUCGAGCCCACCCGGACCCUCGAGUCCCCAGCCUGCCACCCUGAGCUGCAGCAAAGCAUCCGAGAGCACCAGCGCUCCCUGGCAGUGCCUGGCAGGACACACGGACACGGUCUCCUACAGCCCCGGGGCCCUCAGCACCUCCCCAGGUGUUGACAAUCUGCUGAAGCCCGUGCAGGUGCUGAGGGCCCGGCAGAGGGGAAGCUGGGUGUCCCAGCUCUCCACCAGCCCCGGCUCUGACACCAGCUACAUCCUGGGCAGCAGCACCCACUCGCUCCACAACGACGACUCGGACGCUUCGGCCGCUGCCUCCCUGUCCCCCGCCAGCUCCCUGGGCAGCCCGUGCUCCCCUUCCUCGGGCAUUGUGCAUCACCCCAGGGAGGCUUUUGGCCAGAGCUCCCCCCAGCCCCGGGCAGGCAGCUCCCCCAGCACCUCCCUGGCCCAGAAGGGCCAGGCCAGCAGCUGCCCCCCCUCCAACCUCACCUCGGCGGCCGACAUCCCGGUGCUGCUGGUGAACGGGUGCCUGGAGCAAGGAGAUGGACCCCCCCAGCUGGCCAAAGCCCCCCCCAGCUGUGCCACGCAGCCCCCCCUGGGUGGCUGCAGCCCGGCCUCGAGGCUCGGCGGCCUGAACACCGCGCAGUCAGCGCCCGCGCUCAGCUGCCUCUCGGACAGUCCCCUGAAGGCUGGGCAGCCCACCAUGAAGUUUGUGAUGGACACAUCCAAAUUCUGGUUCAAGCCAAGCAUCAGCAGGGACCGAGCAAUCCAGCUGCUGAGGGACAAGGAGCCGGGCACGUUCCUGGUGCGGGACAGCACCUCCUUCCGGGGCUCCUUCGGGCUGGCCAUGAAGGUUCCUGGCUCUCCCUCCGGCAGCCAGACAGGCGAGGACAGCAGUGACCUGGUCCGGCACUUCCUCAUCGAGUCCUCCACCAAAGGGGUUCACCUGAAGGGUGCCAGCGAGGAGCUGUAUUUUGGGAGCCUCUCUGCCUUCGUCUACCAGCACUCCAUCACCCCUCUGGCACUGCCCUGCAAGCUCAGCAUCCCCACCCGAGAUCUCGCCGAUGGAGAGGACAGCCCUGACUGCGCUCCUGAACCUGCCCUGUCCCUGGCCAGGAAAACUGCAGUGUGCAACGUCCUGUACCUGAACUCAGUGAAUGUGGAGACGCUGGCAGGAGCCCCAGCCAUCCUGAAGGGCAUCUCCUGCACCCUGGAGCUGGAGACACUGCCCACCCCAACCCUGGUGCACUUCAGGGUGACGGAGAAGGGCGUCACGCUGACCGACGUGCAGAGGAAGGUGUUUUUCAGGCGACACUACCCCUUGGCUGCCAUCAGGUUCUGUGGGAUGGACCCUGAGAACAGAAAGUGGCAGAAGUACUGCAAGUCCUCCAGAAUCUUUGGGUUCGUGGCCAAAAGCCAGACAGACUCGGAGAACCUCUGUCACCUGUUUGCAGAGUACGACACCGUGCAGCCCGUGUCCCUUGUCAUCGACCUGCUCCGCCAGCUCCUGCCCAGCCCAUAGGGACACAGCCCUGGGACGCUCAGGGCCAGCAGCUGCCCACACACUGCUGAGCUUCUCCUGCUCCCCUUCUCCUGCUUCUGGGUUGCAUUUUGGCAACAGCACGUAUUUUGAUUUUUUUGUUCUGCACCAUCGCAUCAGGAGCCUCAGCUGAGGACUUUCAGCUCUGGUGGGAUGAGAUGCUCCUCCAAGCCUCUCCAUGGGGCACUGGCUGCCCUGGGGAAGGGACGGGAGCUGCCCAGGAGGGAUGGGAGCUGUGCUCUCUAUGGAACCACUGUCCCUCAACUGGACUAUCUGCUUUGAAGAACCACAAUGCUCUGGCUGGGGUUGCCACCAGCUGUGAGGUCCCCUGUUCUUGGGGUGUCUGGGCUGGGGGAGGUCCUGGAGCUGAACUGAGCUGAGCUCCCACCACUGGGGACUCAGCCCUGACACCCCAGUGCUGCAGGAGGGAAAGUCUGGGGGAGGAAUCACCCCCUGAGCAGCACAAAGAGGCAGCUUUGCAAAUCAAAGUGUAUAAAAUGACUAAGUCCUGCUGGAAACCUGCUUCCCUCAAGGAGCAAGCAGCAUCCCCAGGCGGGAAUGACAGAGCAGCUCAUUUUUCCUGGUGCUGGGAAAUUCUCCGGCCCCUUUACGCAGUGCGGGGUUGCGGGCGGGGCUCGACCUCCCAGCGUUGCAGAGAGCUGGGAAAUGAAUGGUGACAUUUUCAUGACAGUGAAACAUCGGCUUUUUGGAAAUGACUUGCCUGAAUUUGGGCCGGAUUCUCAGAUGACGUAAAUUGGCAGGGCCUCGAGGAAGACGGUGCUGCCAUGAUCUGCAGCAGCUGAAGGGUCAGCUCGUGCUGUGGCUCCGAGCAGAAAGCAGCUCUGGGGCCAUCAUGCUCUUCUCUGCCUUGGUUCUCAUUUGGUGCCUCUGCUUUGGUUUAAUUUUGGCCCCCAUGUUCACAAACCCUCUCAGGGGUAUUUUCAAUAAAGCGGUAGAACAUUUUUCAACAACACCUCGGGCAUGGCAGCAAUGGGGACACUUGCUCUGCUCCAGAGCAGCUGAGCAGAUGCACCCAGGGCAGAGUCCCUGUGCUCCAGCCAGGCUGUGGAAGGGGUCCAGCUGUGGCAAUGACCAGAGCAGAUAUUGGGGUCACUGCAGGGGGAGCAAAAGGGGCACCAAGAGGAGACAGCAGCAGCUUUGUUCCCCCAGUCCCUCAGCCCUGAGCUCUGCUCAGCCAGCACUGCAGGGUGGGCGCAGGAGCUGGUGCCCAAGGGAUCCAGCUGCCUCUGCUGUCCCCAUCGUGCUGCAGGGACCAGGGGGCUGCAGCUCCUCAAGGUCACAGGCAGCUUGGGCUGUGGGACCUGAGACCCUGGGGCAGCCCGGGACCCCCGGAGCUGGGCUCUGUUGUUAUCAUUUUGCUGGUCAGGAUCAGCAGCUGGGAAUGGGGACGGGCAAAGGCUUUGGCUCCACACGGUGCUUUGGGGGGUCCUGCUGCCCCCCCGAGCCCAGCCAGCCCUGGUAGCCAUCGGCACAGGGCCAGGGCACGAGGCUGGGCUCCAGGAGGCCCAUCUGCCGUGCCAGCAGAUUUCUGUGCUGUCUGCAUUGGCUGUGGCCCCAUCCCAGUGCUGUUUGCAGAACGCCAGCACCGCCGGCAGCCCGGCUCCGGUAACCGGAGCAUCAGGAUGGCGCCAGCCCCGGGUGGCACUGCCGGCGCCGGGAGCCACCAAACACGGACUCAGCGACCUCCUGGGCCGUGACCUCGGGCAGCACUGGCUGCAGACACCGGGACAGAGCCGAGCCGUGACCGGGAAGCGUGCGGCUGUCGCAAUUCCUGUGCCUGGGCAUCUCCCGUCGGCAUCCUGACACCCUCCCAAAACACCGAGCGGGGCUCGAGGUGCCCGCUGCACCCUGGCAGGCACCUGCACAUGUGGCUGCGGCACUGCCUGGCCGCGAGCCCGUGUCCCUGGAGCAGCCGGUGCCUGUCCCUGCGUGCCCCUGAACUUUGAAGCCGGUCCAGGGUCCCCUCCCCAGCCUGGCGCCGUCUCCGGCCCUGCUGCUGCUCCGUGGCGCUGCGCAGGGCGACAGUGACAAUCCUGCCGGUGCCACCGGUGGAGACGCUGAGCCGGGAGUCAUGAGGAAGCAAGAAAUUAUUUGUUUCCCGCCCCAUCCCUGCCCAGUGAAGUUCUUCCAGAGGUUUGUGGGCUCCUGGGUUUCCAGGGCUGCUGAGCCCCAAACCCAGGCCGGGUCC
Molecule: messenger RNA, 4640 nt
Organism: Motacilla alba alba
Lineage: Eukaryota; Metazoa; Chordata; Aves; Passeriformes; Motacillidae
Gene: TNS4
Product: tensin 4
Exons: 13
Coding region: 257-2413 (718 amino acids)
Molecular function (GO): protein binding
Source: RefSeq, a predicted model, not a curated record